CCCGUCUACCACGAUCCCUGGGCUAAGCGUGAGGCCUGGCGCAAGCACCCCAUCUUCUCCAAGACUGCUGGUCUGAGAACUCUUUUCCCUGGUUUGGGCAUUGCCACAGUCGCAUUUGCUGCUUAUUGCGGUUAUGAGGCUGUUUUCCUCAAAGACAAGAAGCAC
This is a messenger RNA of Phycomyces blakesleeanus NRRL 1555(-), 165 nucleotides long. RefSeq lists its product as hypothetical. Gene Ontology annotation, biological process: mitochondrial respiratory chain complex I assembly; electron transport chain. The transcript has a single exon. Gene Ontology annotation, cellular component: mitochondrion. The annotation marks the transcript as partial. Lineage: Eukaryota; Fungi; Mucoromycota; Mucoromycetes; Mucorales; Phycomycetaceae. The record is from RefSeq and is a predicted model, not a curated record.